Messenger RNA from Daldinia caldariorum, 2459 nucleotides. Its product is annotated as HET-domain-containing protein. The transcript has a single exon. Lineage: Eukaryota; Fungi; Ascomycota; Sordariomycetes; Xylariales; Hypoxylaceae. The coding region runs from base 123 to 1943 and encodes 606 amino acids. The record is from RefSeq and is a predicted model, not a curated record.
GAGAGUGGGAUUUAUAAUGUAUAUAUGGUCGUUGAACAUGUCUCUUGCAUGGCUAGGCACCAAAAAUGCUAUACUCGUAGCAAAACGAAUCUUGAUAUAGUUGCAACGCCCUUUUUUUGGUGAUGGAUUCUUAUUGUUAUGUCCCUUUUGGUACCGAGCCUGAAUGCAAUCAAUUUCGAAUCCUUACCCUAUUGCCCAGCUCAGGGGAACAACCGUUAGAAUGCCUCCUUGAACACGGUGACAUAGGCAAGUCGCCACCCUACGAAGCCAUCUCCUAUGUCUGGGGCGAUCCCAACGAUAAAGUCGGUAUUAUAUGCAAUGGCAAGCCUUUAGCUAUCACCCGUGGCCUUCAUACAGUUUUGCGCCAAUUUCGCUUCCCGGCGGAGACAAGAACCCUGUGGGCAGAUGCGAUCUGUGUAAACCAGGAUGAUAGUACCGAGCGAGGAAACCAAGUUUGUCGUAUGAAAGACAUAUAUUCGAAAGCCGAACGGGUUCUCAUAUGGCUUGGUGAAGAGAAGGACGACUGCGAUAGGGGCAUCGCGGUAGCCUGGGACAUCGCCCACGCCUGUCAUCAGUAUACCUCCUACGGUGGUUCGCUCGCCACUCUCAGUUUCAAUGAUGAGCUUGCAGUUCGGCUAUUUGGAAAGUUCAGGGAUAGGUCUGAAUUCCCACGGCUAUCAGCUUUUGCUCGGAUUAUCGAAAGACUCUGGUUCACGAGGGUCUGGGUAGUCCAAGAGCUUGCCCUAGCAACUGAGGCGAUAGUGUUCUGCGGGAACUCUCACAUCAGUUGGACUGAUCUGCUUGCUGCCAUCACUGCUCAAGAUCAUCUGAACUUGUGGCUUUCUGACCACGAGCGUAACGCAUAUGUCUUUAUCCUGGAGAGGGCACGCGAGGAGUGGUAUGCAGGGAUCCGACGAAGUCUUCUUAGCGUCCUCUUUCGAUAUCGAAUACUCGAUGCUACCGACCCUCGGGAUAAGAUUUUUGGGUUGAACGCUCUAAUAAGAAGCGAACUUUCCGGGACGCGAGCUUUGCAGCCCAACUAUAAUGUUAGCACUGCGGAGCUUUACACUGCCGUGGCGAAAGAGAUACUCGAGAAUUCGUCGGAUCUUAACCUCCUAUCUGUUCCUCGACGUCUCUCUGGUGUCGGUCCUUGUAAUUUGCCGUCUUGGGUACCAGACUGGACUAAUACUCGACUUACCGCGCCUCUAGGCCUGGCAAACUAUUCUGACAUCAACGAGUUAAACUUUAGCGCAAGCGGAUGUUCAAAGCCAGAUAUUGUGCUCGAUGCAGACUCGAACCUUCUCGGUGUCCAAGGUCACUGCGUAGAUCGUAUCGCUGCUGUCGGCGAAGUCCUAAGAUUAGAGCAUCUGCCACGAACGAAUUAUCAUGGCAUCCGUAUUCCAAAGUGUGCCUUCGUGUUAGACGAUUGGUGUCGUGUUGUGGGGCUCUGGGAAUCGGAGCCAUACAUCACUGGCGAACCGGUCCAAGAUGCUUUUGUACAGACAUUAGCAGCAGGAUCGUGUCAUGAAAGCAUUGAAACAUUACGUGCACAACUGGACAUUUUGGAGAGGGACGCUACAAUAGUAAGAUGGCUUAGAUUUUUGCCUGCACAUUUCCCGGGUUGGUUGGUAGAUAAGAUCAUCUACCUAGUUCACGCAGUGCUAUUCCACGACCGGAGCGACCAAAUGGCCCUAGGUUUUAGAAUCCCCUUAUCGUCACUAGCAGACCGCCGAGUGUUCAGAACCGAAAAAGGGUAUAUCGGCUUGGGAUCCGCUUUGGCAGAGGUAGAUGACCAAGUCACUGUCGUGGCAGGGGCUAGAGUGCCUCUUAUUUUGAGGCAAAAGGGGUCACAAUGGACAUUGCAGGGCGACUGCUUUUUAAAUGGGAUUAUGCGAGGCGAGGCAUAUCGCGAAGACGAAACUUCCCAGAUGUGGAUUGUUUAACUUCGUACCUAUAGAUAUAUCACCUACAUCUGAAAGACUACCUAAUUCUUCAGAUGUGGAUUAAGAGGUACCUAAAGUAAAUUCCCCAUCACCGUUGAUUUCCGGAUCUUCGUCGCCCUAUGUGAGGUAGAUCUUGGUUUGCUUAAUCCACAUUAUGUCGCUCAGUUGAACGAAUGCCGAUGACGCUAGAAAGCACCGAUCAAUGGAGCAUUUCUUGUCUCAUCUUCACAAGCAUCAUCUCACCCUGUGGCGGUUGACGAGACGAGCGUGUAUGUUAGGUAUUAUUCACUGUUAUUAUUGUGCAGUGUAUGUACCUAAGGUAUUACUACAGAUAAUUUACUAUGAUACUACUUGAGGCGUACUGGUUGGUCCCCACAUGCUGAAACUCCUGCCAAGAAGACGCUAUAUUCGAGGAGGCGCCCGCGUAACCCACGAUAAACAGGUACAUAGUAUGUACAUGCGGGCGGUUCCUUUUUUUCGCCCCUCCAUGCGGACUAGACCUCUCGUAAAAUUUCU